Tremella mesenterica DSM 1558 is the source of this 648-nucleotide messenger RNA. RefSeq lists its product as uncharacterized. The transcript is spliced from 6 exons. The record is from RefSeq and is a predicted model, not a curated record. Bases 1 to 648 code for a protein of 215 amino acids. NCBI's taxonomy places the organism in Eukaryota, Fungi, Basidiomycota, Tremellomycetes, Tremellales, Tremellaceae.
AUGUUCCAAAUCGACCUUCCGCCAGUGAUGUACGGAUGCGCUUUGGGUAACCCGGGUAGCUGUUGUUGUUCAAGUGUUGCUUUUGCGUUAUUUGAGGCAUGUCUCCUAUGUCAGAGGAAUAUGACAAUUUUGUCAAAAGCUGAAACGUUGAACACUUUUUUAGAUGGAUGUAGUAAUCCUCUCAUGGGAGACGUACCUGCCAUUGUUAAAGCAGCAGGGACCUUCACUAUGCCCCCUUGGGCUUUCAUGACUCAAGAUCCGGCAUCAACGUGGACUAUACUCUCUCCUGUGGCAACCACAACACGGACGACGACGGUCAAGACUAAAAUCACCAACGGCAACGGUCCGACUGUGACCGUUCAGCAGAUGAGAACUUUCUCGAUGAGUGACUCCAUCACAGCUUCUCCUACUUCACUCCCUCUCAUAUCUUCCACAAACUCGACAGUGAUCACCCCUGCCCCCGAUUCGAGCCCACCUCAGCGUAUCAGCACUGGUGCCAUUACUGGCGCUGUUAUAGGUACAUCGGCAGGCUUGGUAGCCUUAUCUGGAUUAUUGGUUGUCAUCUAUCGAAAUGGCGGUCGUUUACGACGACGUACCUCUCCCAUCUCGUCGUUGCGCCGUCGUCAGUAUAUAGAAACCGCCAUAUGA